Messenger RNA from Pollicipes pollicipes, 423 nucleotides. Its product is annotated as histone-lysine N-methyltransferase 2D-like. The transcript has a single exon. The coding region runs from base 1 to 423 and encodes 140 amino acids. The record is from RefSeq and is a predicted model, not a curated record. Lineage: Eukaryota; Metazoa; Arthropoda; Thecostraca; Pollicipedomorpha; Pollicipedidae.
AUGUAUAACGUGGCAUGGAGCACCACGACACGGUCGCUCCUAGUGCCCGUGCCUGCCCGUGGUCACCUGGUGCCCGCGCCUGCCCGUGACCACCUGAUGCCCGUGCCUGUCCGUGACCACCUGGUGCCCGCGCCUGCCCGUGACCACCUGGUGCCCGCGCCUGCCCGUGACCACCUGGUGCCCGCGCCUGCCCGUGACCACCUGGUGCCCGCGCCUGCCCGUGACCACCUGAUGCCCGUGCCUGUCCGUGACCACCUGGUGCCCGUGCCUGUCCGUGACCACCUGGUGCCCGCGCCUGCCCGUGACCACCUGGUGCCCGCGCCUGCCCGUGACCACCUGAUGCCCGUGCCUGUCCGUGACCACCUGGUGCCCGCGCCUGCCCGUGACCACCUGGUGCCCGCGCCUGCCCGUGCCUGUCCGUGA